CCUCAGGUGAGGCCGCCUGGCCUAGCAGGCCCCACGCCACCGCCGCCACCGCCUCUGCCUCCCCGGCCGCCCGCUGCGGGGCCACCAUGCCGCUGCCCCGGCCUGGAGACUGACCCUCAACCGCACCAUCUCCAGGCUCUUCCCCCACCUGCUGGACCCCAGGGCCCUGCCUCCCUGUUCAUCUCCCCACAGGUCCCACCCUGGCCCAGGAGGUCAGCCGGGGAAUCAUUAACAAGAGGCUGUGACAUGGCUGAGAAGGAGGGUGGCCGGACUGUACCAUGCUGCUCCGGACCCAAGGUGGCAGCUCUCAUUGUGGGGACCCUCCUCCUCCUGACGGGCAUCGGGGCAGCGUCCUGGGCCAUCGCGACUCUUCUACUCAGGAGUGACCAGGAGCCGCUGUAUCCGGUACAGGCCAGCCCUGUGGACGCCCGGCUCACGGUGUUUGACCAGACGGAGGGGACCUGGCGGCUGCUGUGCUCCUCGCGUUCCAACGCCAGGGUGGCAGGGCUCGGCUGCGAGGAGAUGGGCUUCCUCAGGGCCCUGGCCCACUCGGAGCUGGACGUGCGGACGGCAGGCGCCAACGGCACGUCGGGCUUCUUCUGCGUGGACGAGGGCAGGCUGCCCCACGCCCGGAGGCUGCUGGACGUCAUCUCCGUGUGUGACUGUCCCCGGGGCCGGUUUUUGGCUACCAUGUGCCAAGACUGUGGCCGCAGGAAGCUGCCCGUGGACCGCAUUGUGGGAGGCCAGGACACCAGCCUGGGCAGGUGGCCCUGGCAAGUCAGUCUGCGCUAUGACGGUGCACACCUCUGCGGUGGGUCCCUGCUCUCCGGGGACUGGGUGUUGACAGCUGCCCACUGCUUCCCAGAGCGGAACCGGGUCCUGUCUCGAUGGCGGGUCUUUGCCGGUGCUGUGGCCCAGGCCUCGCCCCAGGGCAUGCAGCUGGGGGUGCAGGCCGUGGUCUACCACGGGGGCUACCUUCCUUUUCGAGACCCCAACAGUGAGGAGAACAGCAAUGAUAUCGCCCUGGUCCACCUGUCCAGCCCCCUGCCCCUCACAGAAUACAUCCAGCCCGUGUGUCUCCCGGCCGCUGACCAGGCCCUGGUGGACGGCAAGAUCUGCACUGUGACGGGCUGGGGCAACACGCAGUACUAUGGCCAGCAGGCCCGGGUGCUCCAGGAGGCCCGAGUGCCCAUCAUCAGCACGGAUGUCUGCAACGGCCCCGACUUCUACGGGAACCAGAUCAAGCCCAAGAUGUUCUGUGCCGGCUACCCCGAGGGUGGCAUCGACGCCUGCCAGGGUGACAGUGGUGGUCCCUUUGUGUGUGAGGACAGCAUCUCUCGGACGCCACGUUGGCGGCUCUGUGGCAUCGUGAGCUGGGGCACUGGCUGUGCCUUGGCCCAGAAGCCAGGUGUCUACACCAAAGUCAGUGACUUCCGGGAGUGGAUCUUCCAGGCCAUAAAGCACACCUGUCCGGGGCCCGAGGUUGGGUGGCUUCAGCUCCACACGACAGGAUCCACGCUGAGCCCAGGAGGGAACGCUCUUCCUCUUGAACCAGUCCACAGGCCCAGGGACGCCCUCCUCCAAGGUCCUGUCUUCCACAGUGGGGGGCUCACUCUGCCUCGGACCAUCCAAGCCUCACCCUCCCGACCCUUGUAAAUAUUGUUCUGCCCUCUGGGGGCUCCUGUCUGGAGGCCCCUGAGGACAGGAUGCUGUUUAAAUAAUAAAGAUGGUUUUGAUUAA
This is a messenger RNA of Marmota monax (woodchuck), 1740 nucleotides long. RefSeq names its product hepsin (gene Hpn). Gene Ontology annotation, cellular component: membrane. Gene Ontology annotation, biological process: regulation of cell shape; negative regulation of epithelial to mesenchymal transition; proteolysis. Bases 247 to 1656 code for a protein of 469 amino acids. The record is from RefSeq and is a predicted model, not a curated record. NCBI's taxonomy places the organism in Eukaryota, Metazoa, Chordata, Mammalia, Rodentia, Sciuridae. Gene Ontology annotation, molecular function: serine-type endopeptidase activity; serine-type exopeptidase activity. The transcript has 13 exons.